AUGGCGGUGGAAAAUAUGCGGUGGCUGAGGAGAGUGAUGAUGCCGGAUUCAUUUCCACAUGCUCCACUGAUCGGAAAACCCUCCCCACCCGCCGCCGCCGCUCCCGCACUUGGCCACCGUCCUCACGCUCUCAAUCAUAUCUCCACCAGCUGCUCCGGGCUUAUCACCAGCUUCACCUUCCAGAACCCGCCGCCCCCCGCCACCGCCGUCGCCGCCGGCGGAAUCCUCCCGGCCUCCGCUCCCCUGCCGUCGAACGACAUCCUGUACGACGGCGCCCCCGACCCCCACGGCGGCGCGCUGGUGGACCUGACGUGGCCGCCGGCGCGUGAUCGGGCGGCGGCGUCCGCCAGCGGGAGGAGGCGGUAG
Striga asiatica is the source of this 366-nucleotide messenger RNA. The record is from the annotation of a GenBank genome assembly. NCBI's taxonomy places the organism in Eukaryota, Viridiplantae, Streptophyta, Magnoliopsida, Lamiales, Orobanchaceae.